CUUCCCGUACCGUGCUGUCGGUGUUACAGUUAAUCGAGUCGGCUAUUCUAGUCGAAUACUGCCCAGAAACAAUGAGAGAAAAUGCAGAUAAAUGUGUGGAGCCAGGUGAAUUUUAAUAUUGCGUUCGAACUGUCAAAACAAGAACGGUAAGCUGUGGAAUUUACUUCCUAUAUUGCGUCGCCAAUGGCAACGCACAUCGCGCUUUACGGCUAGACGACACACGCCCGUUAUGACGUAAACCUGAACGUAACGUUACGUCUCUGGAGUCCAAGGCUCAGGUGGACCCUGGUUGAGUUACCGUGGGAAAACUACAAGCCAAAAACUUUGUCACUUUCGACCAGUUAAGUUAAUAAGUUAAUAAUUUGAACCUCAGCAAGUGCACUAAAGUACAUAGCUCAUGUCUUUAACUUUCUUCAUUGAGAAGAGGAGAUGGCCAAAGGGAAUGGGAAGAUCAACAGCAGUGAGGGCUUAGCUCCACCUCAGCCCCGCUCACUCAGGUCAAAGAAGAGGGAACGUCCAAGUGAUGAAAUUUUCCAGACUGAUGGUGUUCGGGCUGCUCUCUUUCAACAGGGCACGGAAGAAAAUAAUACAACAGCGGUUGCCACACCACUACAGUGUCCCCGGUCGCCUCUGCAGGAAUGUGCUAUGAUUACAAAUCAACAGGAUCAGGCAGCCGGACAGACAAUCCCCACCAAACAAGAUGACACCAAAGAAGAAAAACAUGCAGAAGAAACACAUGUGCACUUAAAAAAUGUGACGGUUAAAUCUUUUGAAAGGCAAGAAGAGACUACUGUCAGCAGUCCCAAUAAUGAUUCUGUGCUGGAGGGCUUUAGAGUACAUACUGAUAAUGAUACCAACAAGAGUGGAAUAGAGGAAAUAGCUCCACAGGAAGGUAUCAGAUCCCCAUCCCAAACACGCAAUGAUCAACUCCAGGUCUUCUUGCCAACCUCUGAAGAGGGUGAUGGCUCCUGUGCAACUGCUUUGGAGAAGCAACUGGUUGCAAAGGAAAACUCUCAGUGUAAUUUGAAGAGAAACCAUGAAACCAGCCAAGAAGAACCAUGCAACAUGUGCAUGGCUGAUGUCAAGUUAAUCAAAAUGGAGACAGCAGCGGGGCUACCAGCCAAAAAAAAGCGAAGGAUGGGCAUGUGUGGUCUGACAGAGAAGGAGCGGAGUCAUUUUUUACAGACACAAAAGCGUGAAAAUGGGCGGAACGGAGCGGAGAGAGUUGAGAAACAGAUUUAUGAUAGUAACACAGCUGACCUUAUGGUUCAGGAAGAGAUGAUAUCUUCACUCCUCUUCCCAUCGUCACCUUUACCCAUCCCCAUAGACCAUAUCACAGAGCAGAGCGUGGCAGAGAUAAGACUUCAGUCCAGUCACAGUGGAGGGGAUGACAGGGCAGAAACUGAAGUCCACAUCGCUGUCACAACCUCAGAUGAAACCAGUACUGUGUGCGAUCCAGGCUGCUCAGAGGGAAAAAACUGUGAGGCUGAAGGAGGCACAGAGCCUGGUCCAGAACAAACUGGUGAGCCAAAGGCAGAUCCACCCGCAGAGGACGAAGUGGAGGAGCAUUUGGGGAAUCGAGAGCAACGGGAACUCGAGGGAAGUACAACUGAGAUUAUGACCGAAACACCCGAGAAACAAAGGAAAGAUGGAGAAGACAGGUUGGCAGAUUUAGUCUGUAGUCCUGCCAUCAGUUUUGACACUAAUCCAACUCAAAAUGAGGAAACUGAGAAAAACAAGGUUCAGAGCGAGACUGCCUCUCUGCAGGUGAAUAGAGUGACCAAAACAAGAGCUGAGUGGAAGGAAGAGAUGAUGGUUGAUUGUAAUGAUGGAGUUGAAGUAGAGGGAACUUCAUCCACAGGACUUAACUGUGGCUCUGUGGAGCUCUGUGAAGCUGCAGUGACAUCCACUGGCUCAGAAAAGAAAAAGAGUUGUCAUCCCGAUGAUGAACCUGGUCCUUCUACUGUGAAUGCUGAGCACACUCAGACCAGGGAUGCCACAGAACCGUUUGGAUCCGGAUGCUUAGAUUACGUGUCGGACUCGCAGCUGAACACUAUUGUUCUGAUCGAGGAGGCAUUAAAGAGGGAGGAAGGGCCUGGUUCCUCAGACUGUCACGAAGAUGCCACAGACCUGAUCUGUGGGCUUAUCAGAGAACUCUCCUCUCUAAAUCACAAGGUCAUGGCCACACAUAGGGAGCUGGAGAACCUGCGACGUGGCAGUAAAACUUCAAGGAGCUCCAUACGUUGAGGAUUUUGAUGAGCUACCUGCCAUCCUGAGCUUACUGUUGCCCCAACAGUUCAUGGGUAAUGAAGGUACCUGUGCCCCAGUAUAAACUUUUAAUAUUUCAUUAUAAAUCUAUU
Molecule: messenger RNA, 2360 nt
Organism: Xiphias gladius (swordfish)
Lineage: Eukaryota; Metazoa; Chordata; Actinopteri; Istiophoriformes; Xiphiidae
Exons: 8
Coding region: 430-2247 (605 amino acids)
Biological process (GO): double-strand break repair involved in meiotic recombination
Source: RefSeq, a predicted model, not a curated record